Striga asiatica is the source of this 1677-nucleotide messenger RNA. NCBI's taxonomy places the organism in Eukaryota, Viridiplantae, Streptophyta, Magnoliopsida, Lamiales, Orobanchaceae. The record is from the annotation of a GenBank genome assembly.
ACAAGCGCAAACUAAAACCCCCCAUUUGAAAUCUUGAAGAAUUCUCACAUUUUUAUGCUUUUCUGUAAAAUUUACUCUCACAUUUUUCGCAUAUCUGUGUAGCUACAUGAAUCUUCUCAAGAUACGAUCACUCGGAUUGAGGAUUUUCAGCUAUGGCCGGAAUUUGUGCGCGGUGCUUUAAUCGAGGGGUGUCGACAUUUCGUUUCAAGAGGUGCCGUGAUGGUCCUUUCUUCCAUCGCAUUCCCGGGCCUCUUGUGUUGAACCCUUUCAGAAUGGAGAUCGAAAAAUCUAUGGCUUUGCUUCAGAUUCUUCUUCUCCAAAUUCGAGCUCAGUUGAUGGGAAAUGAGGGCUUGACACCAUCUGCGGAUGAGGAAAUCAGGAGAAGCAUUGUUGUCGACAAGCUCAGAGAGAUUGUCAUGGUGUGGGCUAAGAGGGUUGCUUUUCAGCGUCGAUUUCCAAAGAGUUUCAUUAGGGCUGCUUCAGCAACAGUCCUAGUAUAUGGUUCAUAUGGCCUCGGUGUGCACAAUUAUGAGUCUGACAUAGACGCUUUGUGUGUUGGUCCAUGCUUUGCCACUAUGGCAGAGGACUUCUUUAUUGUUCUGAGGAAUAUGCUCGCGAGUAGACCUGAAGUAACAGAGAUCUUAUGUGUCACGGAUGCUAGGGUUCCCCUAAUGCGGCUCAACUUUGACGGGAUCUCAAUUGAUCUUACAUUUGCCAGGCUUAAUAUAAUCACUGUCCCUGAGAAUGUGAAUUUACUCGACCCGUUAUUUUCGUCAAAUGUUGAUGAGAUCAGUUUUAAGAGCUUGUCAGGUGUUUGUGCAAAUAUGCGCAUUCUUCAACUUGUGCCAAACCUUGAGGUAUACCGGUCACUGUUGCGCUGUGUCAAAUUCUGGGCAAAAAGGCGAGGCAUUUAUGGAAAUGUAUUCGGAUAUUUUGGAGGGAUACAUUUGGCUGUUCUUGCAGCAUUUGUUUGCCUAAAGCAACCUACUGCCAAUUUGAAUGAUAUGAUUCGGCAAGAUUUCGACUGGCAGCCUUUAUUCGAGCCUUUUCCUUAUGCGAAGAAGUACAGCCGUUUUCUCAAAAUAUGUCUUUCAUGCUCAGAACAGAGUGAGUUAGGUGGGUGGGAAGGCUGGGUGAAGUCUCGAAUCCAUAUUCUUCUGCUCAAGUUGGAGGAGAUUCAGGGAUUUUGUGAUCCGAAUCCUACAGAAUAUGUCGAUGUUGAUAUUUUGGUGCCGAAUGUGAUUUUCUGCUGGGGACUGUGUCCAGGCAGGAGCAGUUCUAUCAAUAUCGAGUCCAUUAAGAAAGAUUUCACGAGGUAUAUUUACAAUGAGGCAUUUACAGGAAAGAUUGAUUUGAGUGUGGUGAAAGCAAGUGAAUUUCCAAAGAUGAAAGCUGAUGCUGGAAUCUCCAAGAGGCAUAUUCCUGGAUAUUUUGUUGUCGGCCAAUGAGAAUUCGGGUUUUUUCUGAAUUUCUUCUGGAAGAUCUCUCUUUUCUAUACCAUUUUUUUUUUUUUUUCCCCUUUUUGUUGAAAUAUGAAGGAAUCUGUGGAUAAUAUAUGUUCAGCUGUCAGAUGUUUUCUGUAUCAUUUUUUCUUUUGUUGAAAUAUAUGAAGCAGCGUGUAGGUAGGUAGUUCACAAAUAUCAUGGCUUAUAAGAUGGCUAGAUAAGACAAAUGAUC